Messenger RNA from [Torrubiella] hemipterigena, 1011 nucleotides. The record is from the annotation of a GenBank genome assembly. Lineage: Eukaryota; Fungi; Ascomycota; Sordariomycetes; Hypocreales; Clavicipitaceae.
AUGACCUUACAGAAUCAUCGCUUCUCUGUUGCAGACUUAUCAGGCUGGUCUGCCGCCCUGAAGGCGUCCACGGCGCGCCCGGUCCUUGUCCAUCUCAACGCAGACACCACUUGGCUCAUCCAGCUGCCGCUUCCGAACCCGUCUGCAACCCGCACACACUUCAACUUGCUUAUAGACCCUUGGCUGAGAGGUCCACAGAGCGAUGUCGCCUCGUGGUUUAGUACACAGUGGCAUGUCGUGGCGCCGUCGGUAGAUACCCUCGCAAACUUGAACCAGGUGCUCUGUGCGCUCGAAACAGGCAACAAUAACAGUCAGGCCGGUGGCAAGGGGUGGUUUAUAGAUGCAGUCGCUGUAUCCCAUGAGUUUACAGACCACUGCCACAAGGCAACGCUGCUGGAGCUGCCGCCAACGACUACCGUCUUUGCAGCAGAUCUUGCGGCAGACCUCAUUCGGUCGUGGAAUCAUUUUGAUGUUGUAACUACCACUCCGGGAUUCGUCGAGGAUGCGAACUGGCAAGAUAUAGAGGGUGGUAGUUUGCCGUCAUGGCUGCGAAUUGGCCGUGUCAUCACUCCAAACAACUCAUUAUACUAUCACUCCGCCGUGAUAAUAGCCUUUGACCUCUCGCCGACAUCGACAGGCGAAGCCGAGGCCAUGGUGUAUAGUCCACACGGCAUUGAAGCGUCGGAUUUAUCAUUCUUGGCAUCCAAGUCGAGCUUACUCUCGACGUUGGCGCUUCUUCACGGCCUUCAUGACGUGAGCAUUAUGUAUACCAAACAGCUAAACCUGGGCGGGCUGAACGGUAUUGACGCCGUGCGAGCAUCCGGAGCAAAGUAUUGGAUAGCAACACACGAUGAGAUCAAAAAGGGAGGUGGCAUUAUCGCUCCAUUACUUAUGCGUACGCAAUACACUGUGGAUCAGGCAAACCAGCAUGAUCAAAAACACGCCGUUGACAACGAAACAGGCUACAAGUUUUUAGAUUUGGCUUCUGGCGAUGGAUACAUUCUUGUUUAA